AUGCGGAAACACACUGCUGCUCUGCUUGAAGUCAAGCUGCACGAGGCGGGCGAUGCCGUGGAAGCGCUGAGGAGGUACUCCUCGGCCCUCUCUCACACCCCCGACGACCACCUGCUUCAUUCCAACCGCGCCAUGGCCCUGGCCAAGCUCGGGCGAUGGAGCGAAUCCGAGAAGUCGGCUGCCAAGGCCGUGGAAGCAUCGCCCGAUUUCGCCAAGGGAUACCUCAGGCUCGCCAAGGCUCAGCUAGAACAGGCCAAAAACGCCGAGGCCGUGACGGCCUGCGACGAAGGCCUGGCCGCCGAGAGGCGGUCGUCCUUGCCCCCCUCUACACCGGUUGCCGUGGCAGCAGCAGGAGGGGGGGGCGGCGACGGCGGGGCCCCGGCAGUAGCGGUGUCGAAGACCGUGAGGGAGCUGGAAAUGAUGGCAGCCACCGCUUUGGAGCGGCUCAGAGCUCAAGAAGGCGCGGGUUCCCGGCGACAAAGCGGCGCAAGUAGUGCCGGGUCGGGUUCGAGUAGCCGUCGGGAUUCGUCGUCGUCGGAAGCGGCGAGCGGCCGGCGGAAACGGUCGAUGUCGUCGAGCGGAACGGCGGGGGCCGGAGGCGUGGCGACAGGAGUCGGUAGCGGCGGCGGCGGGGGGGGUAAGGCGGUGGGCGAAGGGAGUGAUCCGCCGAAACCGUCGAUCAAAGACUUCAAGGUCGUGAAGGAACUUGGCACUGGGAACUUUUCCACCAUCGUGAAGGCGGAGCACCGGCGAACCGGCAAGCCUUUCGCUCUCAAGAUGAUCGAGAAGGCGGAGGUGAACCGUCUGAAGCGCAGGCACGAGAACGUGUACAACGAGAUCUACAUGGAGAAGCGCGCCCUCACCAAGCUGAGCCACCCCAACAUCGUCAGGAUGCACUCCACCUUCCAGGACUAUAGCACCCUGUACUACCUGUUGGACAUGUGCGACGGGGGAGAGGUAUGGAAGCGGCUGACCGUGGACGAUAAGGUGGUCGGGGCUCACCCUUCGCUGGCGAGGUUCUGGCUGUCCGAGGUAGUGUCGGCCAUGGAGCACAUGCACCGAAGGGGGCUGGUGCAUCGAGAUCUCAAGCCGGAGAACAUGAUGCUGACCAUGGGGGGGCAUGUGAAGCUGGUGGACUUCGGAACUUGCAAGGACCUGCUGGAGACGGACAUCAACGGCGGGGAAUUCGUGGGCACCGCGCAGUACAUGUCGCCGCAGGCCGUCGCCAGCGAGGAGCAGGGCCGAGAGGCGGAUCUCUGGGCGCUCGGUUGCUGCGUAUACCAGUUCCUGGUGGGGUUCACCCCCUUCCACGCGCCCAGCCCCUACCUGUGCUUCCUGCGGAUCAAGAAGGGCGUCUUCAGGUGCCCGGAAGUCCUCCCCGAUGAUGCCACGGACCUAGUCAAACGCCUGCUCCGCAGAAACCCUUCCAGCCGCCUCGGAGCGGGGCCGUUGUCCGGCACCGACCCAGCCCCUUCCCCUUCGGGGGAGCCCGGUGGGGCGGCGGCGGCGGGAGGGGGGGCUGCUGAGGGCAAAGCCGAAGGGAGGGGGGGGGGUAGGCGGGACGGCGGCGGCGGCGGGUUCGAGGCGCUCAAGGGGCACCCCUUCUUCCGCGGCCUGGAGUUUGUCGGCGACGGACAGCCGCUGCCGCCGUCGGUGACGGUUCCCAAGCUGUACGAGCUCUGCGUUCGAGCGCUUGCUCACCACAUGGUGGACUACGCCGAAUUCACUCCCCUCAUCAGAGAGCCAUUUCCAGACCACGUUGACAUCAAGCGCCUCGGUGCGGGCGGGGAGGGGGUCCCGUGCGGCACCAGUGCCGGCGGUAGCACCCCGGGAGGGGGCCCCGCGGCUGCGGCUGCGAAUGCUGCUGCCCUCAAGCGGCGGCGGGGUUUCGUGGAGCGCACGAGGCAUUACCUGCGGCGUCUCCGGUUGCUGCAGCGCCCCAAGGUGCACCGCCUGUUUCACCCUUCCGCCGUGGACGCGAAGAGUCUGAGGGCCGACCCGAUCAUGAGAGAGUACCUGGGUUUGGACUGGGAGUCUCAGGGUCACUGGGACGAGCCGUUCUUCUUCAUCCAGAUCGCGGACCCGCAACUGGGAAUGGUGAAGGCUGAUGGUCCCGUGGGGGGAGCGGUGUGGGAGAUCGAGGCCGAGCGGCUGUCGCGUGUGGUCGGAAUCGUGAACAGGCUGCGGCCCAAGUUCCUCCUGGUGACCGGGGAUAUGACGCACGCCCCCCCGGGUAACGAGUACUACGAGGGACAGCCUAGGAUCAUUUGA
Molecule: messenger RNA, 2271 nt
Organism: Ectocarpus siliculosus
Lineage: Eukaryota; Phaeophyceae; Ectocarpales; Ectocarpaceae
Source: the annotation of a GenBank genome assembly